Molecule: messenger RNA, 1990 nt
Organism: Phasianus colchicus (ring-necked pheasant)
Lineage: Eukaryota; Metazoa; Chordata; Aves; Galliformes; Phasianidae
Gene: S100A1
Product: S100 calcium binding protein A1
Biological process (GO): regulation of heart contraction
Cellular component (GO): cytoplasm; sarcoplasmic reticulum
Molecular function (GO): calcium ion binding; S100 protein binding; calcium-dependent protein binding
Source: RefSeq, a predicted model, not a curated record
GCACUCCUCUGUAAUCGCGGUGUACGGCAGCCCCAGCACGGCUCCGCUGUGGCACAGCCAUUCCCACGGCGCCCUGAGCCGUCCCCAUGGCAUAGCACUGGUGGCACGGGAUGGAGGGGACACAGGGACCCUCCCCAGCAGCAGCACAGCAGCAUCCCCUUAACUGCUGACCACCUCGGUCCCUACCAGGGCAGAGGUUUUUGGGGUGUCCCCAAAACAAGUGUGACAAGGACAGGGCGAGCAGCCCCACCACUGCUGUGUAUGGAUGCAGGGACGUCCCUCGGGGACCCCACAGCCACCCAUUUUGGGGACCUGGAGCAGGGCAGUGUCACCAACCCUGACGCACUCUUUCCACCCAUCCAUGGGGACAGGGUGACUCCAGCAGCGGGCAGCCCAUCCCCACCCUCACACCCGUCACACCAGCUCACGGGGCAGGAAUUGCCUUCCUGCGCUCCAUCCGGUCCGUCCCCAUCCCGGGGGGACGGGGGGACGGGGACAGCCCUUCCGCUGAGCCCCACGUCAGGGGACCGAGAUGGGAAACCGCUGGGGUGAGUCAGGCUCGGAAGGGACGGGGACAAAUUGGGGGUGAGUCAGCGCCCCAAAGCCAGGCGGGCUGUGACUCGUCACCCCUGGAAUUCGGGGUGCCAGGAUGGGGUGAGGAGGGAGCGGACGCUGCAUGGCCCCGGGAGGGGACAUGUGGGGAGUGGUGGCCUCAGGGUCCCCAAUGCUAUCAGGACGAGUGAGCAUCGCAGGGACUGCAGGUCCUGGGGUGAAAGCUUGGGGUUGGAUGUAGGGUCGGUGCCCACCACCACAUCCUGGUGCUGUCCCAGCCUGUCCUGCUCCGCCAGGGAGGGUCACUGCGGGCUGUGACACCGUCCCAAACUCAUCGCCCACCCCAUCCACCGAGGUGAUGGGACAAGGCCACCAGACCACGUGCCACCGCCACGUCCCCAACCACGGCACAGCGCACACCCAGCAGCUUCUCCUCUCCCAGACUCCAGGGAUGGAAAAGCCUCUUCCAAGCUCCAGCAAUGGAUCGGAGAGACAAGAUCAAGCCCAGCCCCGGCACCAGCAACUGGAGCAACUGGUUUAGCUGGGUCAAAGUGGAGCACGGGAGUCGCAGAGGCUGAAACCUGUUCCAGGCUGUGUGUAAACCUCCUGGCACGUCCCUGGCUGCUCCCAGUUUGGUAAGAGAUGUUCUGGGGAGCUGCCAGUGAGGACAGGCCGGGUGGCACCGCUGCGGUCCCAUUCCUUGGACAGACCCCCUUCCGAUGUGAUUUAGGGUCGUGGCUCCAGCCCAUCCCACCGCUCAGGGAACAGCCGAGCAUUCCCUGCUCUCGGGAAGGUUUGGGGUUUGAGAAAAGUGGGGCAGAGCCCAACUGAGCUCGGCGCAGUGAUGGGAGCUGUACGGCCACCACCUGGCUCCCAUCACCCACCCGCGCCAAAGAGCUGCAGGGAUGGGGGUUAUUUUUACACCCGGGGAAAUCCUGCAGCAGCUGUGCAGGCGAUGCAGGGCCAGGGCCAGGCAGUCCCGGAAGGGGCGGCCGCAUUCUGCCCACUGCUGAGACGGGGACGGAGGUGCCACCGCCGCCAACCCCCCCACACCGACCUGCCACCCGGAGCCAUGGCAUCGCAGCUGGAAGGAGCCAUGGAGACCCUCAUCAACGUCUUCCACCACUACUCGGGCAAAGAGGGGGAUAAGUACAAGCUGAGCAAGAAGGAGCUGAAGGAGCUGCUGCAGAGCGAGCUGGGCUGCUUCCUGGAGACCCAGAAGGACACGGGGGCUGUGGAGAAGAUCAUGCAGGAUCUGGACGAGAACGGCGACGGGGAGGUGGACUUCCAGGAGUACGUGGUUCUGGUGGCUGCCCUCACCGUGGCCUGCAACACUUUCUUCUGGGAGAACGCCUGAGCCGGGCUCCAGCCCCACAGCACCCAACCACGGCACCCCCAAAAGCAGAACCCCCCCCCUCCCCCCACGCCCCCCCUGCCC